Blepharisma stoltei is the source of this 678-nucleotide messenger RNA. Lineage: Eukaryota; Ciliophora; Heterotrichea; Heterotrichida; Blepharismidae. The record is from the annotation of a GenBank genome assembly.
AUGUAUAUAAAGGAGCAUAAGCUUGGGGAAAUUCCUCAAGCUUUUUUAGUAGUAAUUCUUCUAAAAACCCAAAAUAAUUAUUCUAUUAAAAAUAAGAGAAAAUUUACAAUGGUUGAUCACCUCACAGCUAAAGAAUAUAAAAUUGCUGUUAUAGGGUCAACUGGGGUUGGAAAAAGCUCACUUUGCAUGCAAUUCACAAGGAAUCGUUUUGAAGAAGCUUAUGAGCCCACUAUCGAGGAUUAUUAUAGGAAGCAAGUCACAUUCGAAGGUGAACAAAUUAUUUUUGAUAUUAUUGAUACUGCAGGAGAGGAAGGAAAUCUUACAAACUUAAACGGGCUUAUUAGACAAGCUGUAGGGUAUUUAUUAGUUUAUGAUAUUACAAGAAGGCAAUCUUACUCAGAAGCAAAAGAGUUCAGGGACAGAGUCUUGUAUGUGAAAAAUGCAAUUUCGGUACCGAUGGUACUGGUAGGGAAUAAAGCUGAUAUGGAAGAAAAACGAGAAAUUUCAUUCGAAGAAGCCACAAAAGACGCAGCUGAUUGAAGUUGCAGCUUUUUUGAAGUCAGUGCAAAAACAAAGACUAACCUCGAAAGCGCAUUUGCAGAGUGCGCUAAAUCUAUAAAACGGUCACAAAACAAGCGACAAAGAGAUGGAGGACAAAAGUGCUGUUUAUUAUUGUAA